Phragmites australis (common reed) is the source of this 3214-nucleotide messenger RNA. Its product is annotated as protein argonaute 16. The record is from RefSeq and is a predicted model, not a curated record. Gene Ontology annotation, molecular function: protein binding; RNA binding. The coding region runs from base 233 to 2884 and encodes 883 amino acids. Gene Ontology annotation, biological process: regulatory ncRNA-mediated post-transcriptional gene silencing. The transcript has 24 exons. NCBI's taxonomy places the organism in Eukaryota, Viridiplantae, Streptophyta, Magnoliopsida, Poales, Poaceae. Gene Ontology annotation, cellular component: cytoplasm.
CCACCCGGCCACCCCCCGUCUCGCCUCCUCCGCUUCGCCUUCCUCUUUUUUCCUUUCCCUCCCAUCUCUCCAGAGGCGCAGAAGCGAGAGAGAGAAGCGGAGGGGGAGGAGGAGCCGUCUCCCUCUUCGGGUGGGUUCCAGAAGUUUGUUUUGAUAUUUAUCAUGCGAGGAGGUAAUUCUAUCACCUCUAUUUGGCGACCGGGAACAGUCUUUUGUCAAGGUGCCUGAUAGUAUGGCUGCUAAAACGGGUGGAGCUGUCCAAGUGCAUAAGGAUGACACUGUUAAACGCACACCGAUCGCACGGCCUAGCGUUGGUCGUGAAGGAAAGCCCAUUAAGUUGCUGUCAAACCACUUUGUUGUGAAGCUUAGAGGAGUUGAUGCUGUGUUUUACCAAUACAGUGUCUCCAUCAAAUCUGAGGAUGAUAAGGUGGUCGAUGGCAAGGGUAUUGGCCGAAAGGUCAUUGAUAAACUGUUGCAAACAUACAGUUCUGAGCUUGCUGGGAAGGAUUUUGCAUAUGAUGGAGAGAAAUGUCUAUUUACCGUGGGACCUCUUCCACAGAACAACUUUGAGUUCACUGUUAUCUUGGAGGAAACAUCUUCAAGGGCUGUUGGUGGAAGUCCAGGGCACGGGAGCCCUAGUCAAGCUGUCAAAAAGAGAGUAAAGCAAUCACAUCUUGCGAAAAAAUUUGUAGUGACGAUAAGUUAUGCAGCAAAGAUUCCUCUAAAGUCGGUUGCUUUGGCACUUCGAGGAAGCGAGUCAGAGCAUGCUCAAGAUGCUUUGAGAGUCCUUGACAUUGUUUUAAGGCAACAGCAGGCUAAGCGAGGGUGUCUGCUUGUUAGACAAUCAUUUUUCAGUGAUGACAGUCGAAACCUUGUGGAUUUAACUGGUGGCGUUAGUGGAUGUCGUGGACUCCACUCUAGUUUCCGUACUACAAUUGAUGGUCUAUCUUUAAACAUGGAUGUUUCAACCACAAUGAUUGUGACUCCUGGACCAGUUAUUGAUUUCCUCCUCACAAAUCAAAAUGUCAGAGACAUCAGAGAUAUCGACUGGCUCAGGGCCAAGAAGAUGUUGAAAAACCUGAGAGUUAAAGCUAAGCACAAUAACAUGGAGUUCAAGAUCAUUGGCCUUAGUGAUCAGCCAUGCUCUAGACAGACAUUCACAAUGAAAGUUCGGAAUGGAAGCACUGAAGUUCAGACUGUGGAUAUUACUGUUCAGGAAUAUUUUAAAUCCAAGCAGGUUGAAUUGACUAUGACUUAUCUGCCAUGUCUUGAUGUGGGAAAACCAAAACGUCCAAACUAUCUCCCAAUUGAGUUAUGCCACAUGCUAUCGCUUCAACGUUAUACGAAGGCACUGUCUUCUCAACAAAGGGCAACUUUGGUUGAAAAAUCACGACAGAAACCUCAAGAACGAAUGCGAGUUGUUACAGAUGCUGUAAAAAGUAAUAGAUAUGAUGAUGAUCCAAUCUUAUCUUCUUGUGGUAUUGAAAUCGAGAAACAACUUACUCGUGUUGAUGGUCGUGUUCUCUCUGCACCAACGCUGGUUGUGGGAAAUAGUGAAGACUGCAUUCCGAACAGGGGCAGGUGGAAUUACAAUAACAAGAAGCUAUUGGAUCCUGUCAGGAUUGAGCGUUGGGCAAUCGUUAAUUUUUCUGCUCGUUGUGACAUGAGCCGGAUCUCAAGAGAGUUGAUAAACUGUGGACGAACCAAAGGCAUUGAUAUUGAACGUCCUUACACCUUGGUGGACGAAGAUAGUCAAGCUAGGAGAUAUUCACCUGUUGAAAGGGUUGAAAGGAUGUUUGAAAAAGUGAAAGCACACCUUCCUGGUCCGCCUGAAUUUCUGCUGUGUGUUUUACCAGACAGGAAGAAUUGUGAUAUUUACGGGCCAUGGAAGAAGAAAAAUCUUCAUGAAAUGGGUAUUGUCACUCAAUGCAUUGUUCCCAGUAAUAAGAUGAAUGAUCAAUACUUCACCAAUGUUCUUCUAAAAAUUAAUGCUAAGCUUGGUGGAAUGAACUCUAAACUGGCAUUGGAACAUCGCCAGAUGAUUCCAGUUGUGACUCAGAUACCCACAUUAAUUCUGGGAAUGGAUGUUUCUCAUGGUUCUCCAGGCCGAGCAGAUAUACCAUCAAUUGCUGCGGUUGUUGGAUCUAGAUGUUGGCCACUGAUAUCACGGUACAGAGCAUCUGUUCGGACCCAAUCUCCAAAGGUAGAGAUGAUUGAUUCUCUAUUUAAGCCGCUGGAUGAUGGGAAGGAUGACGGCAUAAUAAGGGAGCUUCUACUAGACUUCUACCAAACCAGUCAACAAAGAAAGCCUUCUCAGAUAAUCAUUUUCAGGGAUGGUGUGAGCGAGUCUCAAUUUAGCCAAGUACUGAAUGUUGAACUUAAUCAAAUCAUAAAGGCUUAUCAGAAUAUGGGACAGGGGGACCCUCCGAAGUUCACCGUGAUCAUUGCUCAAAAGAAUCACCACACAAAACUCUUCCAAGCUAAUUCACCAGACAACGUUCCACCUGGGACUGUUGUUGACUCUGGUAUUGUUCAUCCAAGACAGUACGAUUUCUACAUGUGCGCUCAUGCUGGACCAAUUGGCACCUCAAGACCAAUCCACUACCAUGUCUUGCUUGAUGAGAUUGGCUUCCCAGCUGAUGAUCUCCAGAAGCUAGUUCUUUCUCUUUCAUAUGUGUAUCAGAGGAGCACCACUGCAAUUUCUGUUGUGGCACCUAUCUGUUACGCCCACCUCGCAGCAGCUCAGAUGGGUCAGUUCCUGAAAUUCGAGGAGUUUGCUGAGACCUCAUCUGGGAGUGGUGUCCAUUCAUCAUCAUCGUCAGCAGCAAUCCCAGAACUGCCGCGGUUGCAUGCUGCUGUCUGCAGUUCGAUGUUCUUCUGUUGAGGUGGUCUUGGUUGACCGUUGUGCAGCAGGGCUAACUUUUUAUGAGGAAACCUGAUAUGAUGUUAGGAGUAUCUGGGUAACCUUUUUGUGAAGAAACCUGAUAGGUCGUCAGUUACUGUUCCAUAAACCGAUAUUCGCUGACAUCGCUAGGUUGGCUGAAGAGCAAUUUUUGGAUAGUAUAGUGGCCCCAUUGGUAUAGCUUCCAGAUGUUAGGGAUGUUAGGGGAGUAGAAUCAGUAUGGCAUUCGACGAAGGUUUAUGGAUGUUAGCUCUGUGACAUGCCUGUAAGCCAGUACGUUUGCAUCUGCGAAAUUUCAUUUGAAGCUGGUUC